Molecule: messenger RNA, 4326 nt
Organism: Hemibagrus wyckioides
Lineage: Eukaryota; Metazoa; Chordata; Actinopteri; Siluriformes; Bagridae
Gene: lin54
Product: lin-54 DREAM MuvB core complex component
Exons: 14
Coding region: 1232-3655 (807 amino acids)
Biological process (GO): regulation of DNA-templated transcription
Cellular component (GO): nucleus
Source: RefSeq, a predicted model, not a curated record
CCUCUGUGUGUUGUUCAGUGUGAGGCAAUAUGAUAUUAGCAUGCUAGUGCUAAAGCGGCUAGUGGGUCAAGCUAACAGCUGAUGGCUAGUCAGAGUCACUAGCUAAAGUGGCGCUUAUUAAUUUUCUCUAAAACUUCAUGGCACCAGACAAAACCCCUGAAGGAUAAUGACAAUAACUCGGAGUUCAGUCUCUCUGAAUCACUUGUAGAUUAUUUGAUUAUUUCAGUGGUUGUGUAUGCGUAGCGCAGUUCGCUAGCUAGCGAAGAUUAGCCGCUGAUGCUAACUUGGGGAACUUUGACAGUCUGGCUAAUGACAGCGGUGAUGUUUAUCAGAAAUCUUUUAACAACUUUUAUAUUUAGUAAAUAAUCUUACCAAGAGAAUAUUUAUAGGAAAAUAAUCAGUGUGGUGUUGUGUGGUGGUGGUGUGUGUUUUUUAAAGCCAAGUAGUAUUAGUUUAGUAUUUAUGUGUUCAGUGUUUACGUUAAAGCUCAUUAGCGGGAAUAAAGUGUUAAUAUUGAGGAUAUUAUCAUGUUAUAGUUGAUUUAUAAAGGUGUGUAUUGGUCAGUUAUAUGAUGAUGAUCAGGGUUAUGUUAAAGGUUUAAUGAUUAGAACACAGUCGGUCAGUGUUUCUGCUGUGAAGCUGUAAGAAUAUGAGAGAAUUUUUGGCGAUAAUUCUAAAACGUCCUUCACUUUAAAUCCCUAUUUAUUUCCCAAAAACUCGGAUAUGAUCUUUAUAAAAAUGAGAAUUAGAGCUCUUCUAACUGUGGACAUGAGCAGUGUACCACUUCAUGUUUAACGACCAGAAGCUCGUUGAUAAAUGCGUUUCUCUGACCUCUCCCUCCUGCUGUUCGGAUAUUUCUUGUUUUUGUUCAAUUAGAUGUGUGUUAUUUUGGGAUAAAGCCUCUCAGGGUGUGCUGUGUGCUGUACUUUCUGUGCUUGGGUUCUGCACAUGAUGUGAUGACGAGGUGAAAAUGGCGGAUCUUUCGAAAUCCAACCCCGGGCCUGGAAUAGAACAGCGGAGCGCACUGACCCACUCACUUUCCGGGAUUGUUUACUGCCCUUUACUGUCCAUUACCCACCAUGUACAUGACUGUUUAUUACACUGGAACAGUGUAGAUGAUUAGAGUGAAGGUGAUGGGUGUGUACACUGUGCAGUACUGUGUGGAUAAAGGCGUGAAGUUCAGUCGGAUUAUCCGCUCAGAGGCCUGGAAUGACUGAGUGUGUGUGAAAGCAUGGACGUGGUGUCUCCUGACCUGAACAGCAUCCUCCCAGAUGAGAUCAUGGACACCGAGGCCAUGGCCAUGGAGGAGGACCCCCCUGCAGAGACCCCGGCUCCGUCCUCCCACUUGGCCCCUGAGCCGACUCAGGUUCCUAUGGAAACAGAGGUGCCUGAAAUCGUCAGCUUGUGUCCUGCUACCACACCGACACAGAAGACGGAAGCUCUGACCACCCUGACUGCGACAGACUCCACACUGUGCAGUAUCACCGCCAGCACUCAGCUCGUCGUCACCUCUUCUUCUUCCGCUGGCCCCAAGAUGGCCACUGGUACCGCCACCCUGACCACCACGCAGCCCAGCAGUCCGGUGGUGGGUCAGAGUGUCGCUAAACUCUCGGCCCCUUUCACGCCGACCAGCCCAGCCAACCACCAGCUCAUCAUCAACAAAGUGGCGGCGGACGGCAAGUCUCCCUCUACUGUGGCGCUCAAACAGGAAAGGCAGAAACUCCUGGUCACAGGUCUGAGUAAAUUGGGGCAGCCGAUUGUCCUGGCACUGCCCAACACAUGGAGCAAACCGGCCACGUCUCAGGGUACGGGGGGUGACGUGAAGUCUCAGCCCACGCAGUUCAAAGUGGUAUCUGCUGGGACGAAGCCUGUGAUUGGAGUGCAAGCUGUGAGCUCGGCCAAUCAGCUGCUGGGAUCCUCCUCACCUCUACAGGCCCAGCAGCUCAAAACUGUACAGAUUACAAAAAAGCCCCCGGUCUCCACAGCAGGGCCCAUGAUCACUAAGCUGAUCAUCACGAAAGCCCUGAACAACAAGGGUCUGACCAGUCAAGCCACCGUCACUCCUGUGGUCACAGGACGGGUUCUGACCCAGAGCACACCACUGACCCCUCCACGCACCAUCACCAUCGGAGAGACCAUCAGCACCACACCACAGAGUCUCUCCUCCAGCAGCAACAGCAGCAAAGUGGCCAUUUCUCCUCUUAAAUCUCCCAGCAAGGUCACUGUGGCUGCUCAGCCUCCUAACUCUCCUCAGAAACCCGUGGCCGUGCCUCUGAACGUGGCUCUGGGUCAGCAGAUCCUCACCGUGCAGCAGACGCCUUCUACUUCACCAGCGAAACCAGGAAGCAGUCAGUCCACUACCCAGACAGUGAAGCCAGUGCAAGCUGUGACAGUGGGCGGAGUCAACACACCUCAAUUUAAGACCAUCAUCCCCUUGGCCACACCCCCCAACGUUCAGCAGAUCCAGGUACCCGGGAGCCGCUUUCAUUACGUACGCCUGGUUACAGCCACCACCGGGAACACGGCCCAGACGGCCAACACCAGCACCACCACCAACCCCACCACCAUCCAGCCUGCCAAGCCCAUGGUGAUGAACACUGCUGCAGUGAGGAUGUCUGUUCCCCUUGUUUCAGCUCAGACAGUCAAGCAGGUGGUGCCCAAGCCGAUGACCUCAGCAGCUCAGGUGGUGAGCAGCAGCCAGACGCAGCAGCGGCUCAUCAUGCCGGCCGCUCCGCUCCCUCAGAUCCAGCCCAACCUCACCAACCUGCCCCCCGGCACCGUGCUCGCUCCGGCUGCGGGCUCGGGGAACAUGGGCUACGCUGUGCUGCCAGCGCAGUACGUCACACAGCUCCAGCAGUCGACGUUUGUGACUUUGGCGGGCAGCUCGGGUUUCUCCGCCCCCAGCUCCAUCCAGACUCAGGCCAGACUUCCUCUGAAUGGUUUAUCUCCAGUAGAGACGACGUCCAGACCACGAAAGCCUUGCAACUGCACCAAGUCACAGUGCCUGAAACUAUAUUGUGACUGCUUUGCAAAUGGAGAAUUUUGUAACAACUGCAACUGUGUUAACUGCUUCAACAACCUUGACCACGAGAGCGAUCGCCUUAAAGCCAUUAAGGCUUGUUUGGACAGAAACCCGGUGGCCUUCAAGCCGAAGAUCGGGAAAGGGAAAGAAGGAGAAUCGGAGAGGAGACACAGUAAAGGCUGCAACUGUAAAAAGUCAGGGUGUUUAAAAAAUUACUGCGAGUGUUACGAGGCGAAGAUCAUGUGCUCCUCGAUCUGUAAGUGUGUGGGCUGUAAGAACUUUGAGGAGAGUCCUGAGAGGAAGACUCUGAUGCACUUGGCCGAUGCAGCGGAGGUGCGAGUGCAGCAGCAGACUGCAGCUAAAACCAAACUGUCCUCUCAGAUCUCAGACCUGCUGACCAGAACCACACCGGCCAUCAGCAGCGGCGGCGGGAAGUUGCCGUACACGUUCGUAACAAAGGAGGUUGCCGAGGCGACAUGUGAUUGUCUCUUGGAGCAGGCGAGGAAGGCGGAGCAUUAUAACCAGCCUCAGGUGAUGGCAGAGAGACUGAUCUUGGAGGAGUUUGGUCACUGUCUGCGCAGAAUCAUCAGCUCUGCUGCUAAAGCCAAAUCAGACUGCUCCAUCAACUGCUAGAACCUCACACACUGUGGUGCUGCCAUGGGCUUCAGUGAGGAACUCAUCCUGAACACUUCCUGUAACACACAGCGGGAUUUCUGCGUGACAGUUUGUGCUUUUGUACAGAGUGAGAUUUCUAUUAGCUGAUUGUGUGUGUGUGUGUGUGUGUGUGUGUGUGUGUGUGUGUGUGUGUGGGCAGAGCUAAAGUGGACACAGAGAGACAAACUGCAUGUUGAGAACUGCAGUGGCUGACAGCUUCUUCUGCAUCACUCUGGUGUGUGUGUUUGUGCUUGUACAGGUCACUUGUGUGUGUGGGGGGGGUGAUUUUAGAGUCAUUUUUAUGCUUGUUAGCCUUCUCAUUUUAAACCCACAAUCAUAUGUUAUUUUUUUCUCUCUUUUUUUUUUCCCGAACAUGGCUUUAUUCAGUGCCGUUCUUCUCCGUCUCCUCUUACUGUUUAUUUACCACUAAUAACCUCAGCUGAAUAAUCAUGACUUUAUAUGACUAUACAGUAUACAGUGAGUAGCCUUUACUGUAGCUUCUUCACAAUGCAUCAGUAUUUAUUUACAGAAGGUCCUGAGAGGACGUGGACUCUGAGUCUCUCUCACUCGUGUCUGCUCUGUACAAUCGAGUUCCUACUGAUGUGAAGGAAGGUUGAAGCAUUAUUACUAAACCCUGUUCAUCUCUUUCA